GCGCCUGCGGGGGUGGGCGGGAGCGCCCGGCUGCAGGUGUCCGCGGCGUAGGCAUUCGGCGGCGAUGGAGCGGCCCGGGGGAGCAGCGGACAGCCUCUCGCACUGGCCCCACGGCCUCGGCCUUCUCCUCUUCCUCCUCCAGCUGCUGCCGCCGGCGACACUCGGCCAGGACCGGCUGGACGCGCCGCCGCCGCCCGCUGCGCCGCUGUCGCGCUGGUCCGGCCCCGUCGGGGUAAGCUGGGGGCUGCGCGCGGCCGCGCCCGGGGGCCCGGCUCCCCGCGGCGGCCGUUGGCGCCGCAGCGCGCCCGGCGAGGACGAAGACUGCGGCGGGGUCCAGGACUUCGUUAGCAGGCUGGCUAACAACACACACCAGCAUGUAUUCGAUGAUCUCAGUGGCUCAGUAUCCUUGUCCUGGGUUGGAGACAGCACUGGGAUCAUUCUAGUCUUAACCACCUUCCAUGUACCACUGGUAAUUAUGACUUUUGGACAGUCCAAGCUAUAUCGAAGUGAGGACUAUGGAAAGAACUUUAAGGAUAUCACAAAUCUCAUCAAUAACACAUUCAUUCGGACUGAAUUUGGCAUGGCUAUUGGUCCUGAGAACUCUGGGAAGGUGAUUUUAACAGCAGAGGUAUCUGGAGGAAGUCAUGGAGGAAGAAUAUUCAGAUCAUCAGAUUUUGCAAAGAACUUUGUCCAGACCAAUCUCCCUUUUCAUCCUCUGACUCAGAUGAUGUAUAGCCCGCAAAAUUCUGAUUAUCUUUUAGCUCUCAGCACUGAAAAUGGCCUGUGGGUGUCCAAGAAUUUUGGGGGAAAGUGGGAAGAAAUCCACAAAGCAGUCUGUUUGGCCAAAUGGGGAUCAGAAAACAUCAUCUUCUUUACCACCUAUGUGAAUGGCUCCUGCAAAGCUGACCUUGGGGCACUGGAAUUACGGAGAACUUCAGACUUGGGGAAAAGCUUCAAAACCAUUGGUGUGAAAAUCUACUCAUUUGGUCUUGGGGGACGUUUCCUUUUUGCCUCUGUGAUGGCUGAUAAGGAUACAACAAGAAGGAUUCAUGUGUCAACAGAUCAAGGAGACACAUGGAGCAUGGCCCAGCUCCCAUCUGUGGGGCAGGAACAGUUCUACUCUAUUCUAGCUGCUAAUGACGACAUGGUGUUCAUGCACGUAGAUGAACCUGGAGACACUGGAUUUGGUACCAUAUUUACCUCGGACGAUCGAGGCAUUGUCUAUUCCAAAUCCUUGGACCGACAUCUCUAUACCACUACGGGUGGCGAGACGGACUUCACCAAUGUGACCUCCCUUCGUGGGGUCUAUAUGACAAGUGUGCUCUCAGAAGAUAAUUCUAUCCAGACUAUGAUCACUUUUGACCAAGGAGGAAGGUGGAAGCACCUGAGGAAGCCUGAGAACAGUGAAUGCGAUGCUACUGCAAAAAAUAAGAACGAGUGCAGCCUUCAUAUCCACGCUUCCUAUAGCAUCUCUCAGAAACUAAAUGUUCCGAUGGCCCCGCUGUCAGAGCCUAAUGCUGUUGGCAUAGUCAUUGCCCAUGGUAGCGUGGGGGAUGCCAUCUCCGUGAUGGUCCCAGAUGUGUACAUCUCAGAUGACGGGGGUUACUCCUGGAUGAAGAUGCUGGAAGGACCCCACUAUUACACCAUCCUGGAUUCUGGAGGCAUCAUCGUAGCCAUUGAGCACAGCAGCCAUCCGAUCAAUGUGAUUAAGUUCUCCACAGACGAGGGUCAGUGCUGGCAAACCUACACAUUUACCAGGGAGCCUAUCUACUUUACGGGCCUGGCUUCAGAACCCGGAGCUAGGUCCAUGAACAUCAGCAUCUGGGGCUUCACAGAAUCUUUCCUGGCUCGCCAGUGGGUCUCCUACACCAUCGAUUUUAAAGAUAUCCUUGAAAGGAACUGUGAAGAGAAGGACUAUACCAUCUGGCUGGCUCACUCUACAGACCCUGGAGAUUAUGGAGAUGGCUGCAUUUUAGGCUAUAAAGAACAAUACCUCCGGCUACGCAAGUCAUCUGUCUGUCAGAAUGGUCGAAACUAUGUUGUGACCAAGCAGCCGUCCAUCUGUCCCUGCUCCCUGGAGGACUUCCUCUGUGAUUUUGGCUACUUCCGUCCAGAAAAUGACUCCAAAUGUGUGGAACAGCCAGAACUGAAGGGCCACGACCUCGAGUUUUGUUUGUACGGAAGAGAAGAGCACCUGACAACAAACGGGUACCGGAAAAUUCCAGGAGACAAAUGCCAGGGUGGCGUGAAUCCAGUUCGAGAAGUGAAAGACUUGAAAAAGAAAUGCACAAGCAACUUUUUGAGUCCAGAAAAGCAGGACUCCCGCCCACAGGGACACAGCUUGUCCCAGAAUCCAGCUCCGCCUCCUCUGGGAUACACUGAAAACACACACUCCCUAUCUCCCACCCAGAAGCAGAAUUCCAAGUCAAAUUCUGUUCCAAUUAUCCUGGCCACUGUGGGAUUGAUGCUGGUCACAGUCAUAGCAGGAGUGCUCAUUGUGAAGAAAUACGUCUGUGGUGGAAGGUUCCUGGUGCAUCGGUACUCGGUGCUCCAGCAGCACGCAGAGGCUAAUGGUGUGGAUGGUGUGGAUGCUUUGGACACGGCCUCCCACACUCACAAAAGCGGUUAUCAUGAUGACUCAGAUGAGGACCUUCUGGAAUAGCUCCUCAAAAGAGCUGGGACCGAGUACGAAGGAUGGACCGCAGUACCUCCUACACUCCCUGUGGCUCCGACCUGGGGAAAUAAAUUUCCCAUUGCGAAGGGCCCAGCUCUGUUUCUGCUGCUUCCAUCAAAGCCAAAAGGACCUACACUAAAGAAAUAGGGGGGUGGGGACCCGAAACACUCUUGCCAAUUGGCUCGGAGAAGAGAGGGGAAACUUUUAAUUCUUUAACUUUACGAGUUCUGUGUUUUUGCAAGGUAUGGGCCCUUUUUGGUUUUGGUUUUUAAGGGAAAUGAAAUGGAAUUGAAGGGAACUUUUCACUAACCCCACAGUCACAUGUUUUGCGUGGCGCCUACCCCAGGGCACCAGCCAGCUUCGUCAUCAAUUCUCAUGAAGCCCUCGGUGCUGUCCCUGGGCUGUGCCAUCCCUGGACAGUGCCAGCACCACGAAGCAGCUGCAGAGAUGAGCAAAGAGGCUGCAAUGACUGGCACAGCCUGGGCAGCCUCUCUCCCUCUGGGGCCAGCCCCACUCCAAGCAUAGUGCACACCAGCUCCUCACAUAGAUCACUGCUUUUUGUUAUUUCUUUCAGGAGCCAUAGGCCACAGUGAUUUUUCUUUUCCCCUGUUUAAUUAGGCAAUACCCUUGUUAAUUGCCCUUUGGCAACUAACUUACAUGUGCUUCCAAGACACUAAAUCAGGAAAACCUAAAGGGCAAUAUUUUUAACUUGGGGCAGGAAGAAGGGAACAGCAGAGAAUUGACUAGAUUUAGCACCUAUUAAAGGAGAAAUUCUUGCUUCUUCCAAGAUCUUUCAAGCCAUGCCUUAUGUGUGUGCCAGUGGACUUGCUCAAGGAUGGGGCUCAAGCUGGGUACCCAGGCUGAGCAGCCUCUUCACUGCAGCGGCUGGUGGCGUGCGCAGCACAGCCUCUGAGGACGAUUCGUCCGUGAAUCAUUAGAAUGGCUGCUUAUUCGCUUCCUCUUAGGUUGCUGCUCUACAUGGAGCCGUAACUAGACAUGUUUUCAGUUUUAAGCUUUAAAAAAAAAAAAAAAAUUUCAGUUUUGUUACCAAGUUCUCCUCCUUGCCCCUCCACUUCCCCAGCUUUGCCAAGUAAUUUGUUGGCUUGAAACUUUGAGCCAAACCAACUGAAAAACAUGCUUCUAGUGCAGAUUGAUGUUGUAUGUGAUACAUUAAGUUCAUAUUUUAAAUUUAAUAAAAUGUUCCCUUUGACAUUUUUAAAAAAUGGCAUAAAUUAGAAAAUGUAGCGAGGCGGAUUUUUGGGUGGCCAGACAGUGAUGGAAAGCUGUCGUCGUUAGUUUUCGUACAGCGUGAUUGUUCUCUGUACUCGGACCCAGUAGUGCGUUUCCAGCCUUAGCGCACCCACUGUGCCGGUCACGGUCUCUCCCAACAGUGACGACUGGGGACAUUCUGUGGUAACUGCCAUUUUGCUGCUGGUUCAUUUUAUGGCUAGAAAGUCAGGAAAAGGUAAACGUGCCAAAUGAACUUUUGUCAGAAUGUGUGAGCAGAUGGCUGAAUUGUCUUCUCACCAGAAUGGAUUAACAACAGUAGGGAACGCAGGGGAGGGAGUGGAUGGAGAAUUUUAAAGAAACUUUGAAACUGCAGUAAGAUUAACGUAAGUCAGGGAACUAUAAAGUUAAGGCAGUUUUUGUAAAGAGAGUUCAUAUUUGUUAGAGCCAGAGAGCACUAGUUUUUUAGGAAAAUCUCAUUCCUUUUGUAAGGUUUUUAAAUUGAAAGUAAUUCCAAAGAUACACCAGCUCACAAAUAAUUAAAAAGUCUCAGCUUUUAUCCCAUUCACCCUCACCUCCUGCCCCAUGUGAAUUUGAUGCCCAGAGAAGACCUGCGUAGACCAUACACCCUUCUCCCCACAUGCACCCACCGAAGUAGAUGUGCCGACAUACGGUAAUUCUCUGAUUAGUUUUACAUGUAAGAGAGUUAAUACUCUUCUCUAACCAUGUAAGACUCGGGACAGUGAUACCUGGGGUUUCUGUAGAACUUGGUAGUUUUCAUGGCACUUUUUCACUUGCAUUAUGUCAUUUGAACCUCACAGCAUUCUUGUGAGAAUAAAAAAAAAAAAACACACAGGGUUUGUAAUCCCCAUUAGAGAUGGAGCUGAGGCACAAAAAUGGAGUAAAGAUGUCAAGGUCCCUGAGUCAUGAGUGGUGACGGUGAUUGUCUUCGGAUCUCAUGCACUUUGAUGGAUGCUCUUGAUGCCAGGUGGGAGCAGGCUGCUUUCUUACAAAUGUCUUGCAGUUCUUCAGGGCACGGGUCAGUGGCCUUUCUUUCAGAGCAGCAUGUAGAGCUCUUUUGCCAACUUGGUAAACAGGAAGUUUUUCGUGGCUGGAAGCAAAAGUAAUGGCAAUUUUGAGUAUGUGUUUAGAAAUCGCCCCUUACCUCAUUGAAGGUCACGGUGGUUCAAGAGUGUGGGAAUAGAGUCUCCACUGAUGAGUCACCCUCUCCAUUUCCCUUGUUCCCCACCCAUGACUGGCUGGAGAGCUUAGUCAGUUUGAGGACUGCUAGCAAGCCUGGCUGGCUAGCCUUCCGCAUCUCACAAGGGUAUGUCCCUGGCCCAAGAUGAAAACAGCCUAAUAGAGCCACGAUAGCUCCUAAGAAAAAGAGAUUUCUGAUUUGUCCUACUGAUGUCAGGUUGGAGCAUUAUCUCUGAAAAUAAAGUGUAGUGUCAGGCUUAAUAGCACAAGGGACUGUUUCAGUAAUAGAAGUUAGCAUCAUAAGGUAGGUUGGACAUAGCAGACUGUCCAGAGUGAUCUGAGCUCUGAAAUCCAGGUGGUGAACUCACCAUCUUUCAUGCUCUGUGGACAAGUAUCUUGGACUUAAGAGGGCUUUUGGUUUUCAGUGAGACCUGAGACCAGGGAUGCAUACACCUAAGCUGUUCAUCGAAUGGGAACGCCACUUAGAAGAGUGAAAGUGUUUGCAGGACUGUGGCAGUUCUAGGCUGGGCUCAGGAGAUUCAACAGAUUGGAUGUAACUAAAGCUUUAGAAUUUGUCAUCUGCCUCUGAAUAGGCUUUCUAGGGUGUCUGUCUCAUUCUUAGGUUUACCUCUGGGCCUCUGCAUGCCGAAGCUGGCCUUUCAUCCCUGGCAGAUGGGUAACGUGCUGGCCACCACUGGCUCUGUCAACCACAGCUGGUUCUCCCGUGGCCUUCACCAUGGGACAAGGAUAGAGGAGUGCAGGGCGAUCCCCAUGCACUCCACGUGGCAGGACUGGCCUAGCUUCAGUCUUUGUUUUCUAAGCAAGUGAUUCCAGUAGAGAGUUUCUUGUUUCCCCUUAGGAGAGCUUUAAAGAGCCCUGCUUCUGUAUGCAGUGGCUUUGAGCUCACCCUGCUCACUGUUGGUACUGCCCCCUUGCCCCACAUUAACCUGGAUACUUGGAACUGCUAAAAUAGGAAGAGCUUCUGCUUUUCAACUUUGCUACUCUCUUCUCUCAAGCAGAUAAAUAAACAUGGACUUACAUGUCCUUCAAACAAAAACCAAAGUUUUAGAUUUCCACAUGGUAGUGAUAGGGAGGCCAGACUGUUCCAUCUGCCACCAGUUUGCCCAGCUCAGGUUGCACCAGGGACACCGUCCUGCCCCAGGAGGGUCAAGGCCUCGCCCUCAUGGAGGAUGAUUGAAAUAGCAGGAAUAUGUUGAUUUCUUGGCUACUUUGCAUUAUAACAAAUAAGAAUCAGAAGUCUAAUUAGAAGUUGUCUUCAGCAACUUACUGUGUGCAUUUUUUUUCACACCGGUACAUUCUUAAGCAUCCUUGUUUAUAUAGAAUAACAUAAACUAAUCUGUACCUUUCUAUAUAUAUAUCUGUGUGUGUGUGUGUGUACAUAUAUACAUGUAUAAACUGUAUAGUGUACAUGUUAAUGAUAUGCCCAAAUCCUUAAUGCAGUUCUCAUCCUCCGCAUGCCCUCAGUUUGUGGUCACGUGACUUGAGUGUUCCUGAUGAUUCUGCCCACCUCCUGUGUUUGGACGUCUAGGGAGGAGGGUCGGGUUUUGAUGGUACCCUCCUCAUCCUCGUGCACAGAUAUGCUCAGGGUCCCCAUGUGUGCCUGGUAUCCAUCCCUCUCUUGUUUCCUGUUCCCUGUCUGAGCAUGUGGUCCCUCCUGGUUCUGUACCUUCUCUCCCUCCUCCCCAAGCUGUCAGAUAGCCUUUCUACUCAAAUCUAAAGCAGUAUUAAGAUCAUUACUGCAUGUGCACUAAAACCCCAAGUUUUCUGUUCCCUUGGGGCAGAAAAUUGCAUGUGAGGUGGAAUAAUCAAGUUUCAAUGACCUAUGUCAGUUGCACAACAAAGCCAGACCCCAGAAUAAAAUUCCAUGAAAUGGAAAUAAAACUCAAAUUUCUUUAGCACUGUGUAAAUAAAUCUGGAUGUGUUUAACUUUGUACUGGUAAUUUUCUGUAUAUUUGCAAUAUUUGGGUUAGAAAUAAAACAGACUGGACUUUAUUACGUGACCUACUAAAA
Molecule: messenger RNA, 7132 nt
Organism: Bubalus bubalis (water buffalo)
Lineage: Eukaryota; Metazoa; Chordata; Mammalia; Artiodactyla; Bovidae
Gene: SORT1
Product: sortilin 1
Exons: 21
Coding region: 65-2662 (865 amino acids)
Biological process (GO): endocytosis; Golgi to endosome transport; vesicle organization
Cellular component (GO): Golgi apparatus; membrane
Molecular function (GO): protein binding
Source: RefSeq, a predicted model, not a curated record